AUGGCUUCUACUACCACCACCACAACCACAGCCACGUCGACCAGAGCCUUGCGCUCAAGACCAUCCUUAUCGCGACUACGUGGUCCCUCGUCGUUUGCCUCGACCCCCAAUUUAAAUACUUUAUUUACUGCGCAGUCCAAGUUGCUGCCUCCGAGCCUGGGCUUGUCACGAAAAGCUUCGCUUGCUGCUCUUACCCCUAGUUCGCUGGCCAGCAUACCCGAUGUCAGCGAGAGUUACGCCCUCGACACAGUAUUGAGCGACUCCUCGCCAGCCAUGGUUCCAGCGACCCCUCGCCGCCAAUCGGCUGAAGAUCUCCUCGUUGGAGAUACUGUCGACGUUCCCGGUGGCAUGUACGGUACUGUUCGCUUUGUCGGUACCGUUCAGGGGAAAAAAGGCACCUUUGCCGGCGUUGAGCUUCACCAGGACUUUGCUGCGAGGGGCAAGAACAGCGGCGAUGUGGAUGGAAUAUCUUAUUUCGCCACCUCAACCCCAGGCGCGGGCAUAUUUGUUCCGGUAGUGAAGGCGUCUCGUCGAGGUUCUUCUACCAGCUCGUUCCCAAUGACCCCAACUGCAAGCGCCAAUGGGCGAGCCAACGGAGUAAACUAUACGCCGCCAGGCCUGCCCAAGUUCAGCGUCUCCGUCGGACCUGGCGCCAGAGUACCCAGCCCCGGGCCCAAACGACCACCGAGAACAUCUCUUCCAAGGCCAGAUUCCCCGGUGCGCCGAACUCAAAUGACGCCUGGACCUCGUCCCUCGAUCGGUACGCCGGCUCCCAGGCCACCUGCAAGGUAUGGCAGCCCGACGAACAACAAUCGAUUUACCCAAAGCGUCCGUGGCACAGCGGGCGACCCAAACAAGAAACCAUCUCGAAUUGAUCGCAAGCCAAGCAUUGGAGGUCCCCGCAGUGCUUCGGCCCUAGGAUCCGCCCCUGGUUUUGACGAAGAGUCGACACCGUCUCUUUCUGGGAGCCCGCGAAGGCUAGGGCCGAACGGACUUGGCAGCUCCGUGUCUGUUCUGAACUUGAGGCGCCCGGCUUCCCGAGCCAAUGCUGCUAAUGAAGAGGAGAUGGAACGCCUUCGAUCCCAGCUUGAGGACCGUGACAGGCAGCUAAAGGAUCAAGCUACGACGUUGGCCGAAAUGGAGAGCAGCCUAGUUGAACUUCAAGGCCUUAUCGAAAAUACGGAUAUGCCUAAGAUGAGGAGGAACAGCCUCGACGACAAGGAUUCCGCUCAACUGCGGGCCAUGUUGCGGGAGAAGAAUGACAAGAUCGCCAUGCUCACUUCAGAGUUUGACGCCCAUCGGGCAGACUUCCGCAGCACCAUUGACACAUUGGAGAUGGCUAGCACAGAAACCGAACGAGUGUAUGAGAAGCGUAUCGAAGAGCUCAUGGGAGACAUCCGGGAGCUGGAGGCCAGAAAUCUUGACGUUGAUUCCGUCGCAAGCCAACUGAGACAACUCGAAGAACUUGUGCAAGAGCUCGAGGAAGGCUUGGAGGAUGCUCGUCGUGGUGAGGCUGAGGCAAGAGGUGAGGCUGAGUUCUUGAGAGGCGAGGUAGAGAGAACCAAGACGGAGUUGCGACGCGAGCGUGAACAAAGCGGCCCUGGUGGUGGCGCCCCUCACGACGACAAAGGGGCGCUGCUAAAAGAACUAGAGCAGAAGGAAGACGAAAUCAGAGGACUGAAGGCCAUCAUCCACUCUCUCAGCAGAGACUCUAUCGGAGACGCAGAGGAUCGAACACCGACACAACGCCGGGGGUCUUUCAUGAAUGGUGGCGAGGACGGCGAGACGGCUCGUGCAAGUCUAGCAAGGCAAGUCGCAGAGCUGCAGUCGCUGCUGGACAAGAAGAAUGGCAGGGAGGAAGAGCUUGAACAGGAGCUAGAGGCUCUUCGCGGGGGUAAUCUCGCGACGCAGAAAAACUCGGGACAUCGCUCAUCCCUCAGAGACUCGCGCGACACAGUCAUUCCCGUCCGAUUUUACGAACCUAUAUCCCCCGAGGUGAGCCACACGAGGGAGCCUAACCACAGGCGAGGUAAUACACUGGACACGAUGCAUGAGAGCGACGCCUACUCAACAGCCACGGAGAAUAGCACUCUCUGGUGCGAGAUUUGCGAGACUGGUGGGCAUGACAUUUUGACCUGCACCAACAUGUUUGGUCCAGAGGGUGCCAAAGCUGCUAGUGACAUAAAGACAGGCAAGGAUGUUGUUCGCGAAGGCCUGAAGCUUCAAAACUCUCUGGGCGUGAAAGACGCCCACCCGGCUCCGCUCUCGCCGACAAAGCCCAAGGCAGCAUUUCCUGCAGCUCCCGCUAUCAAAAUCCUCCCGAACCCGAUGGAAUCUGGGCCAGUGGCGGGCAAGGAGAGUGGAGUUGUUGACACAGGGAAGUGGUGUGCGGUGUGCGAGCGAGAUGGUCAUGAUAGUGUUGACUGUCCGUUUGAGGAUGCAUUCUAA
Messenger RNA from Metarhizium robertsii ARSEF 23, 2448 nucleotides. Its product is annotated as Cytoskeleton-associated protein, Gly-rich domain protein. Lineage: Eukaryota; Fungi; Ascomycota; Sordariomycetes; Hypocreales; Clavicipitaceae. The transcript is spliced from 2 exons. The record is from RefSeq and is a predicted model, not a curated record. The coding region runs from base 1 to 2448 and encodes 815 amino acids.